Messenger RNA from Trichomonas vaginalis G3, 1326 nucleotides. RefSeq lists its product as uncharacterized. NCBI's taxonomy places the organism in Eukaryota, Parabasalia, Trichomonadida, Trichomonadidae. The transcript has a single exon. The record is from RefSeq and is a predicted model, not a curated record. The coding region runs from base 1 to 1326 and encodes 441 amino acids.
AUGAUUAUGAAUACAGAGAACGAAACCACUCUAGAAGAGGCCCCAUCUAAGUUACCGCACAUCCCAACUACUCAAUUCCUUUUAGAGCAAAUUAAUUUUCCUCAAUUAGUAAUUCUUUUCUCAUGCUUAUUAUAUUUCAUAAUCUUUCGUUCUGCAAAUACAGUUGAAUAUCGAAAAUUCCAUCGUUGCUCACCUGAUUUAAAUUAUUCAUUUCUUCAUCUCGACAUCCAAAUUGACAAGUUCACUAAACUACAUCGCAAACUUAUUGUAUGGAUAGCAGGUGAGCUUUCUGCAAAGUAUGCUUUAGUAGAAAAAGUUCCAAUUCGUUAUUCUUACUCAACUACAUUUUUCAACAAUAAAACAUCUAUCAGCUCAUAUAAUGCACCUAUGAAGCAAGAUUACUUCAACUUUAGCUCCAAUAUAUUAUCGAAAAAUCUGUAUUUGUCUGAUAUAAUUCUGAAUUCUUCAUUUACAGCAAUAAAUCUCCAUUUAAUACUCAAAUUUAAUUUCAGAAGCUUCAAUGGUGUCCAUCUCUUCUAUGCAUUUGAUACAGAUCCAUCACCUCGCGUAACAACAUUUUUACAAGUUUCAAUUUCGAUUUUAACAGCUGCACUUACACUUAAUUUCAUAAUUAGAUCCAUCCCAUCAACAGAUUUAUUCACAAAAAUUACUCUUCCAAUUCUUGGCUUCAUAUCUACGCUGGCUUUCAUUCCUUAUUCAUUAUUCUUGAACGAAAAGUAUAGCACAUACAUACCAUUUAUUGCUACAUCAAUAAUGGUCUCUUUAUUACGCUAUUUCAUUGCAUCCGAAAUUCAACUCGAAGAUCAAAAGCCAGAUUCAAAUAACACAGUCCAAAAUGUACUGUUAAUAGUGUUAUUCGCCAUUUAUUCUAUAAUUGAAAUCAUUUUCGGUUUUAAUAAUUUUGAUAAUGAAUUUUUAUGCAAUACUAUAUUAGUUGCUGUCAGUUACGCUUAUGCAGCAAUUUCUAUUGCUAUUUCUUUACUCGCAUUCAGCAGAGUCAAGAGACCUUAUCCAAAACGGCUAAUUUACAGUUUAAUCUUCGAGUUUCUUGCGAAUUUCCUUUCAUUCAGCGAUCAGGACUACAGAGGUGUUUCUCGUGCUAUCAGAUUCCCUAUUUCCAGAACAUUAUCUUAUGGAGCAGCGAAUAUCUUCAUUGUUUGCUAUAUUCUCAUCUUUUUCCAGACAAACUCACACACAGGAUACUCAAUGAUCUCAUCAGAAUCAGAUGGUUCCGCUCCAAAAAUCGAUGCUUUUCCAUCUCUUGAAACAUCUGAAGAUAUCGUCCAAAUUCAGACCGAGAAUUGA